This is a messenger RNA of Miscanthus lutarioriparius, 2730 nucleotides long. The record is from the annotation of a GenBank genome assembly. NCBI's taxonomy places the organism in Eukaryota, Viridiplantae, Streptophyta, Magnoliopsida, Poales, Poaceae.
AUGCCAAUCUUGCCCCGACUAUCGAGCGCACUGUCCACGGCGUUGCUGGAGUGGAUCCUGAUGCUCCUGCUGUUCAUAGAUGCGGUUUACAGCUUCUUGGUCACUAGAUUCGCCCGUCUCUGCAGAUUACCAGCGCCAUGCCCUUUCUGCUCAAGGCUUGAUCACGUCCUGGGCAACGAGAAACCAUGCUUCUAUAGGGAGUUGAUCUGCAAAACCCACAAGUCGGAGAUUUCAUCCUUGGCCUUCUGCAGCCUCCACCAGAAGCUCGCGGGAGCCCAAAAUAUGUGUGAAGGGUGCUGUGGGAAAGUCUCCGAUGAUGAUAAAACAGAUGAGACUGUGAUGGAUGCCAAUGUACUUGAUAGCAAACAAAGAAUUGAUGAUACUUUGAAUUCCCCUCGUGAAAAAGUUUGCUCGUGCUGUGGACACCAUUUUAAGCAACGGGGUGUAGCUUUGUCCUCUAGAAAGAAUGCAGAACUAGAGCCUACUGGAGCGUUUGGCUCACCAAAAACUUACACAGAGUACUCUGUAGUAUGUCAAGUGGACGAGCCUUUGGAGCCUAAAGAUAUAUACCACCAAACUGACUACAGGUCUAAUGAGCGAGACGGUCUGCUACAGAUGACAUCUGACUCUGAGAUUGAGGUCCCUUGUGCCAAUGAUGUGAAAAGUUCACAAUCUCGUGAAGCUAGUGUUAUGGACGAAGACUUACAAGAAGAUGCAGUUUGUGAGCAACCCGUUCUUCCUUCCCCUGUGGUGAUCAAGGAAUUUGAAAUAAUUGUCAAGAAGGAGCCCAGUGUUGAAGACACCUGCAAUACAUCUUCGGCGUGUCCUGCUGUGGAUGAUCAUCCAAAUAGCGGAGGUGAUGUGGACCAGACGGAAGAAAAAGAAAGCCUAUCCAGAAAAUGGGCACCCCGGCAUGAUCCUGUACUUGUUAUAGAAAAUUCAGGUUUAGAAGAUGCUGGUAUUUCACAAAUUCCAGUUAUGCCAAGUGAUGAGCUACCACAGGUUCCUGGUGAGAUUGAACCAUCUCAGAGCACAAAUGAAGGCAACGCUGAUCCAUAUACAUCUCAGUUCACAAUACUAGAGGAGCACUAUGCUGUUUCAGAAGAAGGAAAUAUAAAAUGUAUUCUGGAACAAGUUCAUGUGCCAGAAAUUACUGGAAGAUCAAGUGGUGAGUUUCAUCAGAGAAGUGCGUCAGCAGCUGAUCCACAUACAAAUGAACUGGUGCUAGAGAAUGCUCAUCAUGGUGCUUCAGAAGACGCAAAUCAGAAAGAUAAUUGCGGGGAUAUCCAUGUUUCACAAGUUGGUGCUGGUUCCAAAACGUGUGGUGAAGUUGAAGAUUGUACUAAGAAAAUUGAACCCACUGGUGACAUGGGGGCACACGAACUGAUAGUCCAAGGUCCUUUUGAUAGUGCUCCCAAAGACUUAAUAGAUAAAGAUUAUGUGGACGAACCUCAUAUAUCAGCAAUUACCGUAAGAUCAAGUGGUGAAGUACCUCAAGAUCAUAGUGCCACCGAGGAAUACCCAAAAACAAGUGACAGCAUUGUUGAAAGGAGACCAUCUCUAAGCACUCAGAUUAGCAUGAAUGAAGCCUAUAGACUUGCCAUUGGCAACAAGGGUAGCUUGCCAUCCCCUACCUUGACGGAUGUAAUCCUUGGAAAGGACUCUACUUCUAGCAUAAACGAAGAACUGAGGCUACUGCUAUCUCAGCUCUCAGCUUCCAGGGGGCUUGAGGCACCAUGGGUCGAUCCAGGCCCUAGCCCACGUCCAUAUGGACGUGGUGAUGAGUUGGUAGUGCAGAACAUUACCAAUAGAAUUUCACUUGAGAGGAAUGCUUCCGGUUUGGAGUCUCUAGACGGAAGCAUUGUCAGUGAGAUGGAAGGUGAGAGCACCAUUGACCGGUUGAGACGACAGAUUGAUCUUGACCGGAAAUCAAUACACCUACUCUGCAGGGAACUGGAAGAAGAGAGGAACGCCUCAGCCAUUGCUGCAAGUCAAGCUCUGGCUAUGAUCACCAAGUUGCAGGAUGACAAGGCUGCAAUGCAGAUGGAAGCUUCGCAUUACCAAAGGAUGAUGGAAGAGCAAGCUGAAUAUGACAGUGAAGCGCUGGCGAAAACUAACGAGUUACUCGCUGAAAGAGAACAACAAUUAGAGGAGCUGGAAAUUGAGCUCGAAAACUAUAGGAGACAAUAUGGAGGUGGAGCAAUAGAGGAACGAGGCAAUCAAGCGGCUUUUAAACAAGAAAAUAGGGAUACAGCUAUGCUUGACGUUAGUGAUCUUGAAGAUCCUUUGAUUAACACACAGCAGGGCAUAAAUUCCUUGGUGAGUUUGGAAGAGGAGAGGGCAUAUAUAGCAAGUGGUUUGAGAAAAUUGGAGCAAAAGCUCCAAUUCUACUCCAACAACAGUGUUUCUGUUGAUUUACCCAGUCCAGAUGUUAAGGAUGACCUCUCCGACAAAGUAUACGUCAUAGAAGACUUCUCGUUACACUGCCAGAAAAGCUCGAUAGAGAGCAAGGAAGCUGGCUCAUCGACAACUAGUGGGGAGGUUGAUCUAGUUGCAGUGCAGGAAGAAAUUGCAAAGUUGAACAGAAGACUGAAGACACUAGAAGGAGAUUGCAGUUUUCUUGAACAUAGCAUCAACUCCCUCAGGAAUGGCGGCGAAGGUUUGAUGUUUAUACAGGAAAUUGCUUGCAAUCUGAGAGAACUGCGAGCAAUUGCUAUUGACAAGAAGUAG